AUUAUGACAAUCGCAGUCGUAUUGCCGCCUGUACAGCCAUUGGAGCAUUUGGACGCAGUUGCACAGAAGUUAUCGUACUGCGAAUUAUUUUUAUUUUAUUUAUUAACCGUUUUUGUUAAACGAUGUCUUACUCCGGCGUUCCUGAAAGUGUCAAGUGUCUGGACGGAGUCGACUACGAAGUCGUCAAGCACAACCCUCACUUUGAAUGGGUGACCGAAUACGAAAAUGCCAUUAAACAAUUGGUCUCGGAAGUGUUUGAUACUUUAGGAGUAGAAAAAGGAAGCACGUUAGACAUCGCCGUUCAGGGUUUUGAUAGGUACCAAGCAAACCUAAAAACGUUAAUGGACACACUGGCAAAACAGGUUAUCGACAAAUCUGGCGUAAACGAUCAGGCCAAAUCGUUCGCCAGCGAUUGGGCUGAAGCUGCCAAGUACCAUGUUGAUCUCAAAUACCAUCACAUGGGCGAUGGUCCAACCGUAAAGAAUGUGCGUUGGGGUAUCGAAAGCACCAUCAAGUACAUAAUCGUGUGUGCCACACAUUUGGCGGACAAGGAUAAUGAUACCGAUUUUAAAAAGGAAAUUUCUGGAUACGUGAAAGACGCCAUAAUUCAAAGUCUGAUCGAUCAUCUGAACGGUAUCAAGAGGGAACUAGAAACACUACAAAAAGCGUAGACUGUAGUCGCAACUACGGAAUUAUGCACCGUGAUAAGAACUUCAACACAUACCUAUCUAUUUUAAUAUUAUAUAAGACUAACAUCAACAUUUAUCAACACACGGUUAUCAUUAUAUAUUUUAUAACACCAACUGGUAAUUAUAAAACUUUGCUAAGUUUUA
This is a messenger RNA of Melanaphis sacchari, 833 nucleotides long. RefSeq lists its product as uncharacterized. Bases 123 to 671 code for a protein of 182 amino acids. The transcript has 4 exons. The record is from RefSeq and is a predicted model, not a curated record. NCBI's taxonomy places the organism in Eukaryota, Metazoa, Arthropoda, Insecta, Hemiptera, Aphididae.